AUGAGCUCUCUCCGCAUUGCCCGGGCAGCCAUCCGCGCGAGCCCCGCCACUUUCCGCGCCCCGAUUCAGCGACGAGGAUACGCCGACGCCGUAGCCGACAAGAUCAAGUUGUCUCUCGCGCUACCUCACCAGUCUAUCUACAAGUCCCAGGAUGUUGUACAAGUGAACUUCGCCGCCGAGUCCGGAGAGAUGGGUGUCCUCGCGAACCACGUUCCGUCCAUCGAACAAUUGAAGCCCGGCCUGGUGGAGAUCAUCGAGGAGAGCGGAGGCAGCAAGCAAUUCUUCUUGUCUGGAGGUUUUGCCGUCGUUCAACCGGACUCGCAAUUGAGCAUCAACGCCGUGGAGGGAUACCCUCUCGAGGACUUCAGCGCCGACGCUGUGAGGAACCAGAUCGCAGAAGCGCAGAAGGUCGCUACCGGCGGCGGCAGCGAACAGGAUAUCGCUGAGGCGAAGAUCGAGCUCGAGGUCCUGGAGAGUCUGCAAGCUGCUCUGAAAUAG
Molecule: messenger RNA, 498 nt
Organism: Mytilinidion resinicola
Lineage: Eukaryota; Fungi; Ascomycota; Dothideomycetes; Mytilinidiales; Mytilinidiaceae
Product: ATP synthase F1 epsilon subunit
Exons: 6
Coding region: 1-498 (165 amino acids)
Biological process (GO): proton motive force-driven ATP synthesis
Molecular function (GO): proton-transporting ATP synthase activity, rotational mechanism
Source: RefSeq, a predicted model, not a curated record